AUGGAAGUCAAGGAUUUAGUUAAGAUGAGGCUUUCUCUUUUCUCUAUAGUCGUUUUGCUUGUGAUUGGAGAAAUUAUGUUAAUUUGUUUGUUUUCGGUUUUCAUUCUCGAUUACAAUUGGUUGAUUGGAUUGGCUUUAGGAAGUCUCUUGAGCGGAGCCUCACCUCUUGUUGUCGACGGAUGGACUCAACGAAUCACCGAUGAUGUAAACAAGGAGAGCUUUCCGAUUCUCUUAAAGAUCAAUCACACGAAAUUCUCAAAACUCUUCGAUCGGUUU
Molecule: messenger RNA, 276 nt
Organism: Mesorhabditis belari
Lineage: Eukaryota; Metazoa; Nematoda; Chromadorea; Rhabditida; Rhabditidae
Source: the annotation of a GenBank genome assembly